Zea mays is the source of this 2068-nucleotide messenger RNA. RefSeq lists its product as uncharacterized. Lineage: Eukaryota; Viridiplantae; Streptophyta; Magnoliopsida; Poales; Poaceae. Bases 286 to 1791 code for a protein of 501 amino acids. Gene Ontology annotation, biological process: protein phosphorylation. The record is from RefSeq and is marked provisional. Gene Ontology annotation, molecular function: ATP binding; protein kinase activity. The transcript has 7 exons.
CUCCAUCCUGUCCUAAAUCCCGUCCCUCCCCCCCAAAGUCAUACCUUUCCCACUGCGCCCCCCUGCAGAAAUCCAUAGAUUCUUCGCCACUUCGAUUGUCCGCUGCAUGAAUCCGGCUCCGCGCGCCCAAUUCCCUGCAAAGCCCCAGUCUCUGGCGAUUUUUUUCUUGGAAGAUUUCUUCAUUCUUUAGUGGCGCCCAAUUCUGCUGGGAGGGGGGUUCUUGGGAGGGAGAUCCACCAUUUCGUUUCGGCUUGAGCAGCCGGGGAGCUGAGCAGCGCGGCGCCCAUGUCGGACUCCGAGCUGUCCCAGGGCACGCUAGUGUUCGGCCUCCACCUCUGGGAGCUCGUCGGCAUCGGUGUCGGUGCCGCAUUCGUGCUCCUCCUCGUCCUCCUCUCCCUGCUCUGCCUCCUCGCCUCCCGCCGCCGCCGACGCCGCCGUGCUGCCCCCGUCCUCCACCUCCCCGCCGUCGUGCCCAAUGCCCAGCCCAAGCACCCCACCAAGCCCCCCAAGGACAUCCAAGAGGUGCCCUCCCGCGGCACCGCGGCCCCCGCCGCCCCGGCCAAGGCGCCGCUCGCCCAGGUGCUGCAGGCGCCGCCGCCGGACUCCAUCCAGAUCGAGACGGGGAAGGAGCACCGUAUCACGUUCCCGGAGCAGCCGCCGCCCCCGCACCACCAGCGGAGCGGGGGGCCGUCGUCUCGGGGCGCCAGCGGGGAGAGCCGUGGCGGUGGUGGGGAACCGGGGGUCCCGGAGGUAUCGCACCUGGGGUGGGGCCACUGGUACACACUCAAGGAGCUGGAGGACGCCACGUGCAUGUUCGCCGACGAGAAGGUGAUCGGCGAGGGCGGCUACGGCAUAGUGUACCACGGCGUGCUGGAGGGCGGAGUGCAGGUCGCCGUCAAAAACUUGCUCAACAACAGGGGGCAGGCAGAACGGGAAUUCAAGGUUGAGGUGGAAGCUAUCGGGCGAGUGCGACACAAGAACCUUGUUCGGUUGUUAGGAUACUGCGCUGAAGGCAACCAAAGGAUGCUUGUGUAUGAGUACGUUAAUAAUGGAAACUUGGAGCAAUGGCUCCAUGGGGAUGUUGGCCCUGUGAGCCCUCUUACAUGGGAUAUCAGAAUGAAGAUUAUUCUGGGAACAGCAAAAGGGUUAAUGUAUUUGCACGAGGGACUUGAGCCAAAGGUUGUUCACCGUGAUGUCAAGUCGAGCAAUAUUCUUCUUGACAAGCAUUGGAAUGCAAAGCUUUCUGAUUUUGGGCUAGCGAAACUUUUGGGUUCAGAAAGGAGUUAUGUCACAACCAGGGUCAUGGGGACGUUUGGGUAUGUUGCACCAGAGUAUGCGGGCACUGGCAUGUUGAAUGAAACUAGCGAUGUCUAUAGUUUCGGAAUUCUUAUCAUGGAAAUAAUAUCUGGCCGUGUACCUGUUGAUUACAACAGGCCGCCAGGGGAGAUUAAUCUAGUUGAGUGGCUGAAGACGAUGGUCAGCAACAGAAAUUCUGAGGGGGUUUUGGAUCCAAAGAUGACUGAGAAGCCUACUUCUAGGGCAUUGAAGAAGGCUUUGCUAGUGGCUCUGCGGUGCGUAGACCCUGAAGCUCGCAAGAGGCCAAAGAUUGGGCAUGUCAUUCACAUGCUUGAGGUUGACGAUUUCCCGUACAGAGAUGAGCGCCGGGGUGGCAAAGCUCCAGCCCAAGCAAGAUCGGUGGAAACGCCACCUGCAAGCGAACCUGGCGAUAGCAGCGGAAACAACACUCCAAAGGACGCACCGAAUGGAGAACCUUUCAAGUGGAGAAACUAAGAGGACUAGCUUGGCUAGCCACCAGGAAAACGGUGGUUGCGCUUGAGUUUGUGCCUGAUAAAGAAGCUGGAUAUGGUUGGUUGGUUGGUUGGUCGGGCAUGCAAACUCCACAAGCACCAGUGUCGGUCGUCGUCGUCGUGACAGUAUCUGUACAUUGUUGAAUCGAUAUGUUAGCCAUAGCGAUUUUUUUCCAGUUGGUUUUCUUGGGGCCGUAUAUUUAUGCGAAGGAUGAUUUUGUGUGAUAAAGGCGCGCGCGCUCGUGUGUAUUCCUGAGGCG